Messenger RNA from Nomia melanderi (Alkali bee), 1259 nucleotides. Its product is annotated as odorant receptor 13a-like. Gene Ontology annotation, molecular function: olfactory receptor activity; odorant binding. Gene Ontology annotation, biological process: detection of chemical stimulus involved in sensory perception of smell; sensory perception of smell. Gene Ontology annotation, cellular component: plasma membrane. The record is from RefSeq and is a predicted model, not a curated record. Lineage: Eukaryota; Metazoa; Arthropoda; Insecta; Hymenoptera; Halictidae.
AUGACGUCUGGAACAGUGAUCACUAGUCCCAUAAAGUAUUGUCUUUUCAUGAUCGGUGCCGAACCAAGAUCUUCGCAUAGAAUCAUCCCACGGAUCAUUUGGACGAUUUUAUUGGUGUUCUCGUUGUUCAGUGAGUUUUGGUACUGUAUUUCCUAUUUCAAAUCACAAGAGUUACCUGACUUGUUGGACAGUCUGACUGUAAUCUUAGGCAACAUCGUUAUGUUCGUUAAGGUGAUCGUUAUUUGGUGCAAUUAUCGGAUACUCAGCAGGAUUCUAAGCAUUAUUCUUGACGACUGGAAUAAACUCAGUCUAAACGCUCCGAAUAAGCGUUUCAUGGUGGAAAAGGCUGUUAUAUCCAUGCGUGUAUCGCACUGCUUGCUGGUCAUUUACUCGACGACUUAUUUCUUGUAUGCAGUGAGUACCGUGUUCAUGUCUGGCGAUACCGAUGAGGGGCUCGACGGAAAACAGAGGAAACUGCUGUUGAAAAUGAUGUUUCCCUUCGACGUUAUGUUUACUCCGGUUUACGAAGUUGUUCUGCUCGUACAGUUUGUGCUUCAGUAUUGCAUUGUGGGGGUCGCUUCGAUGUCAAUGGCAUUAAUAGCAGCAUUAGUGUUACACGUAGCUAGUCAAACAGACAUAUUGUGCCAAGAAAUAUUAAGUAUUCCGAAUUCUGUAACAGAAAGUAAACUGCCCAUACUGAAAAGUGCCAUUGCUAAACACCAGAGGAUCAUAUAUUUAUCUGAGAAUAUAAAACAACUGUUCCUUUACAUAUCAUUGGUGCAAUUCCUGUCAAAUAUUUUAGUUAUCUGCUUUCUAGGCUUUAUGCUUGUCGUUUCUUUAGGCACAGAGAGCGGUUCCUCGUUGAUGACAAAAUAUUUACCUUACUAUGCGACUGCUAAUGCUGAGGCGUUCGUUCUCUGUUACACCGGUGAAUAUCUAAGCACCAAGAGUGAAAAUAUUCGCCGAGCUGUAUCCGAUAUGGAUUGGUACAAUUUAAACCAACAGGAUAUUCACUUAAUACUUUUGAUGUUGUUGAGAACGGAAAAACAGUUGACGCUUACAGCCGGGAAAUUUGUCACUCUGUCCGUGGAAACGUUUGCUAAUAUGGUAAAAGCUUCGGCAUCUUACAUCUCACUCUUGUUAGCCGUAUAUUGAUUCUGAAAAAUUAUAAACCGACGUUAUAAGCGGAUAUGACACGUGAAACGAAGAAUCCAUGACAAUAUAGCAACUGACGGUAUUAUGACUCUAACGGACAUUGG